AUUACCGGUCGUUAUAAAUUCACGUCUAGUUGUUACUUGCCCAUAAUUCGGGCCCUGACCGCCUUGAACAGUACCAGCACCUUACAUUUACUCAAUGGACCCUCUUGAUCCCAGAAGCUUCAACCAUAGGACAGAAACACUGAACACGGGCCGCCGGUAUCACUUCGUCGACCAAAUCCCCGAUAACUACAGUUCUCGAACGCCUGCGCUUCUUUGCAUACAUGGCUUCCCAGACUUUUGGUAUGGAUGGAGACACCAAAUUCGGCCUUGGGUCCAACGAGGAUGUCGUGUGGUGGUUCCCGACAUGUUGGGUUACGGAGGCACCGAAAAACCCGAAGACGCUUCAGAAUACACAACCAAGAAACUUUGUAGCGACCUUAGUGCCCUUUUAGAUAAUUUAGGAAUCAGGAAAGCUGUCGUUAUUGGACAUGAUUGGGGUGCUUUCACUGCGGCCCGCUUUGCACUUUGGCAUCCCAACCGGUUACUUGCACUGAUCAUAUUAUCUGUUCCAUAUACGCCUCCGUCACCGGUGUACACCCCUGUUGAAGAUGUCGCAAAACGCGCACCCGAUCUGGCAUACAUGAUGUUCUUCAACGACAAACGAUCCACUCUCAUCAUUGAGUCGAACCUUGAUACAUUCGUGAGGUUUGUUUACAAGCACCCGAGAGCCAAAACAGGGCUCUCUUUAGCAAGUAUCGGAACCACGGGACUUUCCAAUCCAUUCAAGGGUCUUGAAAUACCGGAUGAGAAUGUCGUCUUGUCACGUCCAGAAUUUGACAUUAUCCUCAAGGAACUCCAGAUGGGAAUGAAUGGCCCUUUGAACUAUUAUCGGACGGCAGAACUCAGACACGAUGAGGAGCGUGAUGCUGGUUUACCAGCUGAUCUGCGGGCUGAUCUGCCUGUACUAUUCAUCUGGGGAUCGCUCGAUAAGACUACAACGAAGGCGGUGAUAAACAAAGCUCACAAAUUCAUACCACGUAUACAGGACGUGGCGUUAGAAGGUCGUGGACACUGGCUCAUGGUUGAAGCCAAAGACGAGAUUACUGAGAAGGUCAUCACUUGGUUGGAGGGACUGAUGGAGAAGCCACCGAAUGGAAGACUCUAAACGUGAAUAGUUCGGUUGAACAAAUACAGGAGCACAGAUAUGAUGAUAUCGUAGGGAUAUAAAUGUGAUAAUUAUGUAGGUUAACGGAUCGAUUCGCAUACGAAGUAUGUUGGUGAGCUGGGCAUUUCCAGAACGCGGUCACUACGGACAACAUCCUGCUCAAUCUUUGACCAUUCCAUGUUUGAACACGCC
This is a messenger RNA of Marasmius oreades (fairy-ring Marasmius), 1297 nucleotides long. RefSeq lists its product as uncharacterized. Bases 95 to 1105 code for a protein of 336 amino acids. The record is from RefSeq and is a predicted model, not a curated record. Lineage: Eukaryota; Fungi; Basidiomycota; Agaricomycetes; Agaricales; Marasmiaceae. Gene Ontology annotation, molecular function: hydrolase activity. The transcript has 7 exons.